Phragmites australis (common reed) is the source of this 1472-nucleotide messenger RNA. Its product is annotated as amino acid transporter AVT1I-like. The transcript is spliced from 3 exons. Gene Ontology annotation, cellular component: plasma membrane. The coding region runs from base 44 to 1243 and encodes 399 amino acids. The record is from RefSeq and is a predicted model, not a curated record. Lineage: Eukaryota; Viridiplantae; Streptophyta; Magnoliopsida; Poales; Poaceae.
GGCUAAUGUGCAUCCUCUAGUCCAAGGCUACUAAGAGUUUCUAAUGGAAAACAAUACUCCCCAAAAGUCUGGGACAGGCUUCUUCAAAACUUGCUUCAAUGGAGUUAAUGCUCUCUCAGGGGUUGGAAUAUUAUCCAUUCCAUAUGCAUUGUCUCAAGGAGGAUGGCUGAGCUUACUUAUUUUCUUUGCCAUAGCAAUCAUCUGUUUCUACACUGGGAUUCUCCUUCAGAGAUGUAUUGACUCUAGCUCGCUUGUUAAGACCUAUCCUGAUAUAGGUGAGCUAGCUUUUGGCCGGAAAGGAAAAUUCAUAGUAGCAAUAUUCAUGUACCUGGAGUUAUACCUAGUUGCUAUUGAUUUCUUGAUAUUAGAAGGUGACAACUUGGAGAAAUUAUUUCCAAACGCCAACUUUCAUGUUGCCGGACUCAAGAUUGGAAGCAAGCAAGGGUUUGUGUUGAUCUUCAGUCUGCUUGUUUUACCAACGACAUUUCUUCGGAGCUUGAACAUGCUUGCAUAUAUCGCUCUUGGCGGAGUCAUGGCUUCUGUCAUUCUAAUUGCCUCUGUUUUGUGGGUCGGAGCAUUUGAUGGUGUUGGUUUUCAUGACAAAGGUGUGCUUGUGAACUGGUCCGGUAUUCCAACUGCUAUGAGCUUAUAUGCAUUCUGUUUCAGUGGCCAUGCUGUUUUCCCCAUGAUAUACACUGGCAUGAGCAACAGAAAAACGUUCCCCACAGUGUUGCUCAUCUGCUUCAUCAUCUGCACUAUUGGCUACGGGCUGAUGGGUGCCAUUGGAUACUCGAUGUACGGCGAAUCGUUAAGGUCCCAGGUGACGCUCAACCUUCCAUCAAACAAUUUUGGCGCCAACAUCGCAAUCUACACAACGCUCAUCAACCCAUUCACCAAGUUCGCGCUGCUGAUCACUCCAAUAGCAGAGGCUAUCGAGGAUAGCCUUCAUGUUGGCAAGCAGAGGACUGUUAGCGUCUUCAUCAGAACUGCCUUGGUCGUCAGUACAACCAUUGUUGCUCUUGCUGUGCCAUUCUUCGCCUAUGUCGUCGCGCUUACUGGCUCGUUUCUCAGCAGCACUGUCACGAUGUUGCUACCUUGUGUUUUUUACCUGAAGAUCAGCUCAAGGACUUCCAGGAAGCUGAGGCUGGAGCUAGUGGUUUGCCUGAGUAUUAUCAUGAUUGGGGUGGGGAUUAUUGUGGUAGGCACAUCCAGUUCACUGAAACAGAUUGUUCAUAGCUUUUGAAUUCUGAGCACUUUUAGCAGCUGUAUGGACGAAUCAUAUGUGUAGCCUACCCGAGUAAGAUCACCUCUGUAGCCUGUACUUAAAUUCCUAAGAUAGCAUAUGAAGUUAGUUUCGUAUGGAACUCGUAAGUGAACCAUAGACAAGAAGGAUCUUGUGAUGUAGAGUUAACUCCGUAUAAUUUGUCAAGAGACAGCUUGUAUCAGUGAUGUUAUACAUCGAUAUUAUUCAG